AUGAAAACUAAGUCUUUGUUCUUGGUGUUCUCUCUUUGUGCACUAAUUCAUAUCUACCCUGUGGAAACUGAGCAAUCUAAAGAUGGAAAACAAUUUUCAGCUGGUGCUACUAAAGAAUUCAAAACAAAAAUUGUGAUAGAUAUGGACGAAAGCAUGGGAGGAGGUGGACACGGAGGAAACCGCGGAGGAAGGCGUGUUGACGGUGAUUGGGGAUACGGAGGAGGCUGGGAAAGAGGAGAAAACAAAGGAGGUUGCGAAGGAGGAGGAGGCGAAGAAGGAAACGACGAAGGUUGGGGAGAAGUUGGAGGAACCGAGGCAGGUUUGGGGGGAGAAAAUGAAGGUGGCAUAAAUGGAAAGCCUAGGGAACGAGCAUGA
Messenger RNA from Vicia faba (fava bean), 375 nucleotides. The record is from the annotation of a GenBank genome assembly. NCBI's taxonomy places the organism in Eukaryota, Viridiplantae, Streptophyta, Magnoliopsida, Fabales, Fabaceae.